UUCCAUUCUUAUCAGUCCAAUUUUAUAUUAUUACAACCUUGAAGGAGUAGUCUGGUGUUUUAUGCUGAAAUCAUCAAGCUUUCAAAAUCAAGUUUUCUAGUUUGAAUGGAAGAAAAGUAAAUGUUUAAAAAGAGGGGGGCGCCUAAAUUAGAAACUGCAUCGGGGCAUUAGUAACUCUUAGGCCGGUUCUGUUCAUACGACUCGAAAUGUUUAUGCCAAUGUAUGCUGCUUGAAACAUUCGAAUUUGUAAAGACAGACCUAACAAAAUUCCAAUCUUGUCUCGCAUUGCGAGAUCUCGGUUUCGUCCAGUUUCGUCGAAUCGAGAUUUCUGUGGCAGAUACUGUCAGCCUUUUGUUGAAAUGGAGUGAAAACAAAAUUGAAAGUGUACAAUGAAUAAGACCGCUACGAUGACUGCGUUUUUCUAAGGGUUUACGUAUAAAAAUUCUCUAUAUUAGGCUGACGAAGUUCGAUCUUUCCUAAAAAAUAUGAUUCGUCUUUAAAAAUAGGUGAAGUUGCUAAGUUCGAGGUUAUCUCAAGAUUAAAUGCAAAUGUCCGAUUCUGUGAUAAGUGGAAAUUUAUUCGCCGCUGCUAAACAAUUAGCAGAUAGUGAAAUUCAGCUCAUAAAGGUAAUAGAAAAUUCAAAGAGUACAAAUAACAAAAGUAUUACUAGUAAAAUGUCUAUGUCAGUCAAAAAGGGUGCCAAAAAGUCUGCAAAAACUUCUAGUGUUCGACCAUCUGCUGCUUUAAUAGCUGCUAAGCGUGAAGCAACUCAACAAAAUAAAUUACAGAAAAAGAAAUGUAAUACUGUCUUUGUACGUGAUAUAUAUCAGAAAGCCAUAGAUGCCUAUAAUCUAAAGAGGAAAGAAACUGGUCUAGUAUUCGAUCGGUCUAUGGCAGAACACAAGUGUCUUUGGGAUUCAAAUUACCCAGAAUGUCCUGCUAGAUUGACAAGAGUUUUACAGAGAUGUGAAGAAUUAGGUUUAGUAAAUAGGUGCAAAUUCAUUGCAUCAAGACAGGCUACUGAAAAUGAAGUACUCCUGAAGCACAGCCAAAAACAAUUAGAUAUCUUAAAGGCCACUGAUGGAUGUACAGAUGCAGAUAAUCUAGAGUUACUAUCAUCCAAGUAUGAUGCAGUUUAUAUACACCCUUCUACCUAUAACUUGUCCUUGUUAGCUGUGGGUUCAACAAUAAACUUAGUGGAAAGCAUUUGUAAAGGAGAGGUUCAAAAUGGAAUGGCCAUUAUAAGGCCACCUGGACAUCAUGCAAUGAAGUCAGAGUAUUGUGGAUAUUGCUUCUUUAAUAAUGUUGCAAUUGCAGCUGAGAAAGCUUUAAGCAAUAAUUUGGCUAAUAAGAUUUUGAUUGUUGAUUGGGAUGUACAUCAUGGGCAAGCAACUCAACAAAUGUUUUAUAACGAUCCACGGGUAAUUUAUUUUUCCAUUCAUCGUUACGAGAACGGCGAAUUUUGGCCAAAUCUUAAAGAGUCUAACUUUCAUUUUAUCGGCGAUGAUUUAGGACAAGGAUAUAACUUUAAUGUACCACUUAAUAAAACUGGUAUGACGAAUGCUGAUUAUUUAGCCAUAUUUCAGCAAGUGUUAUUGCCAAUGGCGUACGAGUUUCAACCAGAUCUCGUAAUAGUGUCAGCUGGUUAUGACGCUGCCUUGGGAUGUCCAGAGGGAGAGAUGUUGGUGACCCCUCCAUGUUAUGCUCAUUUGCUAUCAUCUCUACUGAGUCUGGCAUCUGGAAAAGUUGCUGUUGUGCUAGAGGGUGGUUACUGUUUGAAAUCAUUAGCUGAAAGCGCAGCAUUAACGCUACGCGCUUUAUUGGGUGAUCCGUGUCCUAUGUUACAAAAUCUUGAAUUACCUUCGUUAAGUAUACGCGACACAAUUUUAAAUACGAUUUACGCCCAUAAAUUGUAUUGGAAAUGUUAUCAAUACCAGGACACAUACAGCAAUAAUUUUACAGCACAUAAUAAAGAACAAAAUAUAAAUCAACAUUUACCAGUAGUUACAUUCAAAGGAAGCGAUAUUAGGCCAACAGUGUAUGAAACUCGCGAUUGCUAUCCAGUUCAAAGUAAAGAUGUUAUCGAACAGAUAGAAAAGCAAUUAAAUGCGAUAAUCCAAAUUACUAAUUUAUCCAUGGCACCGAACAAGGUCUGCGUUGUUUACGAUGAUAGAAUGCUAAACCAUCGUGAUUUAAUUGACGAUAGUCAUCCAGAAAAACCAAAUCGUAUUAGCGGUAUUUACAAAAAGUAUGAAGAAUAUAAUUUACUUGAUCGAUGCUAUGUGCAACAGGGACGAAGUGCGUCAAUCGAAGAAUUGUUGUUGGCUCAUUCGAAAGAAUACAUAGACAAAAUAAAGGAUACUGAAAAUUUAAAACCCAAGGAGCUGCAAAAACUAGCAACGACCUUUAACUCAGUGUAUCUACAUCCUGAAACUUGGACGAGUGCAUGUAUAUCGACUGGAUCGUUAUUACAAGUAGUUGAUAGCGUACUAAACGGAGAAAGUCAAUCUGGUGUCGCUAUUGUAAGACCUCCAGGACAUCAUGCAGAAGAGGAUGCACCAUGUGGUUUCUGUAUUUUUAACAAUAUUGCCGUGGCAGCUAGAUAUGCCACAGAAUUUCAUCAUUUAAAAAAAGUAUUAAUAGUUGACUGGGAUGUACACCACGGCAAUGGAACCCAAUCUAUCUUCGAAGAGGACCCAAAAGUUCUCUACAUGUCCGUUCAUCGUUACGACAACGGCAGUUUCUUUCCAAAUUCUAAACGUGCUAAUUAUACCUCCGUUGGUUCUGGAUUAGGAGAAGGAUUUAAUAUCAAUAUACCAUGGAACAAAAAAGGAAUGGGUGACGCAGAGUAUAUAGCAGCAUUUCAACAAGUAGUAAUGCCAAUUGCAUAUCAGUUUAACCCAGAACUGAUUUUAGUCUCUGCGGGUUUCGAUGCGUGCAUUGGCGAUCCUCUUGGAGGUUGUCUAGUAACGCCAGAGAUGUAUGGACAUUUAACGCAAUGGUUAUCUUCGUUAGCUAAUGGCCGCGUUAUCCUCAGUCUCGAAGGAGGCUACAAUAUUAAUUCGAUAUCAAAUGCAAUGGCUAUUUGUACGAAAACUUUGCUUGGCGAUCCUUUGCCAAUGUUAGAAAGCGAUCAAAUUCCAUGCUCAAGUGCUAUUAAUAGUAUAAACAAUGUUAUAAAAACACAGAAGCAAUAUUGGCCCAAUUUAAUAUUUAACAUGUCUCUACCGAAAGAGAAUGUACUUCCCAAGGCUAAAAUAUCACAUACGAAAACAAAUGAACAAGUGAAAAAUAUCGAAAAAGUUUUUAAACAGUCUGAAUCUAAGAUAGCGCUGGAAGAAAUUGAAAGCGAGAAAUUGGAGUUGAAAAUUUCGAUCAAUAAGACUUCUUUAAAUUCCGUGACAGAUGAAGAAAUUUCAAAGUUGCAAAACGAGGUGGAGAAUAUAAAAAUAAAGAACUCAUCAUACGACGAUACUUCAAAGGCGAUUGAAGAAGCUCGCAAUAAAUUAUUGAACAUGCAGGAUAACGACAAAGUUUCCGAAUAUACAAAGAAAUGUGUAAAUCAACCCGGAAAAGAAGCAUCUUCCGACAAGAAUUUUGACGUCUCUAUUCCGGGUAGCAGUAAUGGACAGAAUGAAGGAGCAACCGCUCAAGAAGGUGCUGCUACAAACUUGUACGAUUACCUUUCUCAAAAUUUUCAGGCAUUAGUAGAUGAAGAGAUGUUUGCUGUGGUGCCUCUACGAGAAUGUCCACAUUUGAACACAGUCAGGGAUGUACCUGCUUCGGGAAUCGAUGUGCAUUCACCAUGCCAAGAAUGCGGCAGCAACGUUGAAAACUGGAUCUGCCUGCAAUGUUACACUGUACAUUGUGCGCGGCAAAUUAAUCAACAUGGUAUAUUACACGCAGAGGAAAUGGAUCACCCUUUGACUCUGAGUUUCAGCGAUAUUUCAGUUUGGUGCUACAGGUGUGAGGCAUACAUAGAUAAUCCGCGAUUAUUCGCUGCACGUAACGCCGCGCAUCAGAGUAAAUUUAACGAAGAAUUACCAUGGACAUACAGUGAGGAUCGAAGUGCAAAUAUGUAAUAAUAAAUUAUGUCAUUAAUACUGAUAGUGACUAUUAAAUCAUUAACGAAAAUGUAGAUUGGAAUUCAGUGCCCAUAAAUGAAUUUUACUUUUUCAAAAUUACUUAUAUCGCAGUCAUCGAUGUUUGAAACUAUUUUUGUUUCAAAACUGCGCAUAGGAAAGUUUUUAUGUCCAUAUCUGUAACAUAUGGACGUAUUUAUGAACAUUAAUUUGAUCUCAAGUUUCAUAUUUCGUAGGAAUAAAGUUGUUGCUUUAUUGAAGAUUACAAAUAUUACAGCAUUUUAUUUUUUAUUUUAUUAAUUAAUAAAUGUAACAAGUAUAGCGAUGAUCGAUAAUAAAUACAUAUAUCUUAA
This is a messenger RNA of Hylaeus anthracinus, 4435 nucleotides long. RefSeq names its product histone deacetylase 6 (gene HDAC6). Gene Ontology annotation, molecular function: zinc ion binding; histone deacetylase activity. The transcript has 19 exons. NCBI's taxonomy places the organism in Eukaryota, Metazoa, Arthropoda, Insecta, Hymenoptera, Colletidae. Bases 543 to 4082 code for a protein of 1179 amino acids. Gene Ontology annotation, biological process: chromatin organization. The record is from RefSeq and is a predicted model, not a curated record. Gene Ontology annotation, cellular component: histone deacetylase complex.